Messenger RNA from Lolium perenne, 645 nucleotides. The record is from RefSeq and is a predicted model, not a curated record. NCBI's taxonomy places the organism in Eukaryota, Viridiplantae, Streptophyta, Magnoliopsida, Poales, Poaceae.
AUGGAGGAGCUCCACCGCCGGAUGCCGCUCAGUGGUCCUGCUCGUGGGCAGCGGGGCGGCCGCCGGAGGCCGGCGUCGUCGGAGGCCCUUCCAGCCACACUGCCGCCGUGCAGAAUCACAGAGCACGGGCGGCGCCCCGCCCCCGUAGAGCCGCCCCGUAGACAGCGGCGCCUCGCUCGGCGUCCUCCCGGCCGAGGGCGACCCACCACGCGGACGCGGCGGAAGACCGCGAGGGCGACCCACCACGCGGACGCGGCGGCCACCCCCAUCGAGCCGUCGUCGCCCACGCCCGGCUCCGCGCCGCCGGGGGGCUCGUCCCGCUCUAAGCCACCGGAGGGCCGCGCGAGACCAGCGCGCCGAGUCCACCGUUGUCGGCGACCGCCGCGACCAGCCUUAUCCUCCUCCUCGCGCGCCCGUGAUCGCCGCAGCCGCCCGCAGCAGGCAGUCGUCGCCUCCUCGCCAUCGGCGCCCGCCGCGGCCGCCUUCUCCUCCGCCUCGCGCGCCCGCGCUCGCCGCAGCUCUCGAGCGGAUCGACGGACAAGGGUCGGCCCCGCCGCCGCUUCGGUGGUGCUCGGUGGUGCAGAAGUUGGGGAGAGAGAAAAUGCAUCUGGGCGAGAGAGAAAAUGCAUCUGGGGAAGACGGUGA